AUGUAUACUAUCGCAAGGUCAUCGCUGAGCUCAGCGGGAAGGCUGACUCCUACUCUACAAACAUUCAGACCAUCUUGCGGCAUACUAGUCAGAUAUGCUAGUGACAAGGUCCAGGGUCAAGUCAUUGGUAUUGACUUGGGAACUACAAACUCUUGUGUCGCAGUCAUGGACGGAAAGACGCCAAGAGUCAUUGAAAACUCGGAAGGAGGUCGUACUACUCCAUCCGUAGUCGCCUUCUCAAAAGACAAUGAACUCAUCGUUGGAACUCCUGCUAAACGACAAGCUGUAGUCAACCCCGAAAACACCCUAUUCGCCACCAAACGUCUCAUUGGUCGUAAAUUCGAUGAUCCAACCGUACAACGAGACAUGAAGACCGUCUCCUACAAGAUUGUAAAGCACUCGAACGGUGACGCUUGGGUGGAAGCUAGCGGCAAAAAAUACUCGCCUGCUCAAGUAGGAGGCUUUGUAUUGAUGAAGAUGAAGGAAACCGCUGAAGGCUUCUUGGGAAAGAGUGUUAAAAACGCAGUAGUCACCGUCCCUGCUUACUUUAACGAUGCUCAACGACAAGCUACCAAAGAUGCUGGUCAAAUCGCCGGUUUAAAUGUAUUACGUGUCAUCAACGAACCUACGGCUGCUGCAUUGGCUUAUGGUCUUGACAAAGUUGGCGACAAAGUUGUUGCUGUAUACGAUUUGGGUGGUGGUACCUUUGAUAUCUCCAUCUUGGAAAUCCAAAAGGGUGUCUUUGAAGUCAAGUCUACCAACGGUGAUACUCACCUUGGUGGUGAGGACUUUGAUAACUACUUGGUGUCUCACAUUGUAAAAGACUUCCAAAAAGAAUCAGGUCUCGAUCUAGGCAAAGACCGUAUGGCUCUCCAACGAAUCCGUGAAGCUGCAGAAAAGGCUAAAAUCGAACUAUCAUCCACUCUCCAAACCGAAAUAAACUUGCCAUACAUCACUGCCGACGCAUCAGGUCCCAAACACAUCAACAUGAAACUCACCCGUACCCAAUUCGAAAACCUCACCAAGGAUCUCAUUGACAGAACUGUAGAACCAUGUAAAAAAGCCAUCAAGGAUGCCGGUGUAUCUACCAACGAGAUUAACGAAAUUAUUCUCGUCGGUGGUAUGAGUCGUGUCCCCAAAGUCCAAGAGACUGUUAAAGGUCUCUUUGGCCGUGAACCAACUAAAUCCGUAAACCCAGAUGAAGCCGUCGCUAUUGGUGCUGCUAUACAGGGUGGUGUCUUGUCUGGUGAAGUCACUUCCAUCUUGCUACUGGAUGUCACUCCUCUAUCAUUGGGUAUCGAAACUCUGGGCGGUGUAUUCACUAGAUUGAUUACCCGAAACACUACAAUCCCAACCAAAAAAUCUCAAGUAUUCUCAACUGCUGCUGAUGGUCAAAUGAAGGUCGAAAUAAAAGUAUACCAAGGAGAACGUGAAUUAUGUAGAGACAAUAAAUUACUAGGUCAAUUCGACUUGAUUGGUAUCCCACCGGCUCCUCGUGGUGUACCUCAGAUCGAAGUCACCUUUGAUAUCGAUGCUGAUGGUAUCGUCAACGUAUCUGCAAAGGACAAGGCCACAAACAAGGAUCAAUCUAUAACUAUUGCUGCAUCAUCAGGCCUAUCGGACAAUGAAAUCGAAAACAUGAUCCGACAAGCCGAAAAGCAUGCCGAAAGUGACAAGAAACGUAAAGAUGUCAUUGAAGCCUCAAACCACGCUGAACAAAUCAUCCACGACACUGAAAAGGCCAUGGGUGACUUUAAAGAUCAGCUAGAUAAAGAAGAAGAAUCAAAGAUCCGUGAAAAGAUUAAAGAGCUACGAGAAUUAUUGGCUCAAGGUCCUGAAAACUUGGAUGCUGAUGGUAUCAAGACCAAAUACGGAGAACUUCAACAAGGAAGUUUGAAAUUGUUUGAAAUGGUUUAUAAAAAGAAGAGUGCAGAGUCUUCAUCGUCGGGUGGAUCUGAGGGAAAGACUGUUGAUGCAGAUGAGGAUGCCGACAAGAAGAAGUCGUCCUAA
Synchytrium microbalum is the source of this 2010-nucleotide messenger RNA. RefSeq lists its product as uncharacterized. Gene Ontology annotation, cellular component: mitochondrion; cytoplasm. Gene Ontology annotation, molecular function: heat shock protein binding; ATP-dependent protein folding chaperone; ATP binding. Lineage: Eukaryota; Fungi; Chytridiomycota; Chytridiomycetes; Synchytriales; Synchytriaceae. The transcript is spliced from 6 exons. The coding region runs from base 1 to 2010 and encodes 669 amino acids. Gene Ontology annotation, biological process: cellular response to unfolded protein; protein refolding. The record is from RefSeq and is a predicted model, not a curated record.